This is a messenger RNA of Coniosporium apollinis CBS 100218, 1998 nucleotides long. Its product is annotated as alcohol oxidase. The record is from RefSeq and is a predicted model, not a curated record. The coding region runs from base 1 to 1998 and encodes 665 amino acids. Gene Ontology annotation, molecular function: flavin adenine dinucleotide binding; oxidoreductase activity, acting on CH-OH group of donors. The transcript is spliced from 10 exons. NCBI's taxonomy places the organism in Eukaryota, Fungi, Ascomycota, Dothideomycetes.
AUGACCAUCCCAGAUGAGGUUGAUAUCAUCGUGUGCGGUGGUGGGUCAUGCGGUUGCGUGGUCGCUGGUCGACUGGCCAACCUUGACCACAAUCUCCAGGUCAUGCUCAUCGAGGGAGGAGAGACCAAUCUGAACAAUCCAUGGGUCUACCGGCCAGGCAUCUACCCAAAGAACAUGAAGCUGGACAGCAAGACGGCUUCCUUCUACUACUCCCGUCCCUCGGAAUGGCUUGGCGGUCGCCGCGCUGUGGUGCCAUGUGCCCACAUCCUUGGUGGUGGUUCCUCGAUCAACUUCAUGAUGUACACUCGAGCCUCAUGGUCCGACUACGAUGACUUCCAGACACCGGGCUGGACGACCAAGGAGCUUAUCCCGCUCAUGAAGAAGCAUGAGACUUAUCAGCGUUCCUGCAACAACCGCGACCUCCACGGCUUUGAGGGACCUAUCAAGGUCUCUUUCGGCAACUACACUUACCCGAUUAUGCAGGAUUUCUUGCGGGCUACGGAGUCCCAAGGCAUUCCCACUACCGAUGAUCUACAAGAUCUUGUCACCGGCCACGGUGCUGAGCACUGGCUAAAGUGGAUCAACCGUGACACUGGCCGCCGGUCCGACUCAGCCCACGGCUACAUCCACUCCACCCGAGCGGUGCACCAGAACCUCCACCUGGUCCUCAACACGAAGGUGGACAAGAUUGUCUUGGAGGGAGACCGUGCCGUUGGCGUCCAGACAGUUCCCACCAAGCCGCUUUCACCCGGCCAGAACCACUCCAAAAUCUACAGGGCACGGAAGCAGAUUGUUGUCAGCGGCGGUACUCUGAGCUCGCCUCUUAUUCUGCAGCGAUCUGGUAUCGGUGACCCAGAGAAGCUCCGCAAGGCGGGCGUCAAGCCGCUUGUCGACCUACCAGGUGUCGGUCUCAAUUUCCAGGACCACUAUCUCACCUUCGCCACCUACCGCGCGAAGCCACAUGUCGAGUCCUUUGACGACUUCGUGCGCGGCGAUCCCGCAGUGCAGAAGACCGUUUUCGACCAGUGGAACAUCAAUGGCACUGGACCACUGGCUACAAACGGUAUCGAAGCUGGCGUGAAAGUCCGCCCGACCGAGGAAGAGCUCAAGCAGAUGGACAGCUGGCCAUUCCCGGAAUUCAGGAGCGGAUGGGACAGCUACUUCAAAGACAAGCCAGAUAAGCCCGUUAUGCAUUACUCAGUCAUUGCUGGUUGGUUCGGAGACCAUAUGCACAUGCCGCCCGGGAAGUUCUUCACCAUGUUCCACUUCCUCGAGUACCCCUUCUCCCGGGGCUCAACCCAUAUCGUCUCCCCCAACCCAUACGAGGCGCCUGACUUCGAUGCCGGUUUCAUGAAUGACAAGCGCGACAUGGCUCCCAUGGUCUGGGGCUACAUCAAGUCCCGUGAGACAGCUCGCAGGAUGGAUGCCUACGCCGGCGAGGUAACCGGCAUGCAUCCCUUCUUCGCCUUCGACUCUCCCGCCCGCGCCAAGGACAUGGACCUCGCGACCACACAGGCAUACGCCGGGCCCAACCACAUCACCUCUGGCAUCCAGCACGGUUCAUGGACCAUGCCCCUCGACGAAGGCAAGGCCCCAGAGAUGUCCUUCCUGAACUCGAACCAGCAAGCGAUCCGCGAAGACCUGAACUACACCACCACAGAUCUGAAGCACAUCGAGGAAUGGACAAAGCGCCACGUCGAGACCACCUGGCACUCUCUCGGCACGUGCUCCAUGGCGCCCCGCGAGGGCAACUCCAUCGUCAAGCACGGUGUCCUGGAUGAGCGGCUCAACGUGCACGGCGUCAAGGGCCUGAAGGUCGCGGAUCUGUCCAUCUGCCCGGAUAACCUUGGCUGCAAUACCUACAGCGUCGCGUUGCUGAUUGGCGAGAAGUGCGCCGUGUUGGUUGGCGAGGAUCUUGGGUACAGUGGCAGCGCGUUGGACAUGAAGGUCCCGCCGUACCAUGCGCCGAGGGAGAUUGUUGGGUUGUCGAGGCUGUAA